AUGGUCGCUUACGAGGAAGUCACCGCUGAGGCCGACAUUACGAUCAACCACGAAGGCAAUGUCCUCAAGAAGGGCUCGCUGCUUGUCGCAAUGGUCAACGCGUCUGAGUUCAACAAGCUGUUAGCAACUACAGAGCCUCCUGCGGACCGCCAGGAGCAGCUGCACAAGAUCACCGUCGAUCUCGCCGAUUUCAUGGCUGCCAUUGACGGCUCAGGCCUAUUUGAUUACUUCGAGCCCGACGAAUGGCUCGCCAACAAGAACUACGGCCGCGCGAUGAUUGCUGCACACUGGCUCAAGAUCCACCCUGAUGCUGUCUCUCCCGCCGUGCGCGACAACUUGAAGACCAUUCUCCAUGACGGCGGUGCCGCCUUCCAGGAAGAAUUCAUCUCCGUCUACCCUGAGGCCCAGCAGUUCGUUUAA
This is a messenger RNA of Sparassis crispa, 420 nucleotides long. RefSeq lists its product as hypothetical. The coding region runs from base 1 to 420 and encodes 139 amino acids. The record is from RefSeq and is a predicted model, not a curated record. The transcript is spliced from 4 exons. Lineage: Eukaryota; Fungi; Basidiomycota; Agaricomycetes; Polyporales; Sparassidaceae.